UGUACGUGACACAAAUGCAGCAGUUCUAAAGGCAUUUUGGUGUCAUUCUCUUUUUUUUUUUUAAAGGAUAAAAGACAGUUGAUAACAAAAAGAGAAUGGAAGACGACGCUCCAGUCAUUUAUGGUUUCGAAUUUCAGGCACGUGCACUCACAGCCCAAACAGGUGAGACUGAUACUAUACGCUUCCUCGUGGGAACACAGUCACUUAAAUUUGACAACCAGAUCCACAUCAUUGACUUUGAUGAUGAAAAUAACAUCAUUAAUAAGAAUGUCCUUCUGCACCAAGCCGGGGAGAUAUGGCACAUUGCUGCUAGUCCUGCAGAUAAAGCUGUUCUCUCCACCUGCUAUAACAAGACCAGUGACAGCAGGGUGGUGUCCUGUGCCGCAGUAUGGCGAAUGCCCUCUGACUGGGAGUCGGGAAGCCAUGAAUCACCUGAUGACUCCGCCCACAACCCUCAAACCCUGGAACUGCUUUGUCACCUGGACGACAGCUCCCAUAGAAAUGCUGCCUGUGUGCUGUGGGAGCCCAUGGGGGAUGGCAAGCGUGUGAUUUCAUUGGCUGAUAAUCAUGCCCUGCUUUGGGACCUGCAAGAGAGCUCCACAAAAGCCACGGUAUCCAGCACGGCCACCCUGGAGGGUAAAGGUCAAUUGAAAUUUACCUCUGGUAAGUGGAGUCCCCACCACAACUGCAGCCAGCUGGCCACAGCGAAUGAUACGGCCAUACGAGGAUGGGACCUUCGCACUAUGAAUCAGAUCUACUGUAUAGAGAACGCUCAUGGCCAACUGGUGCGUGACCUGGACUUCAAUCCCAAUCGACAGUACUACUUGGCGAGCUGUGGGGAUGACUGCAAGGUCAAGUUCUGGGACGUCCGUAAUGUUCAGGAACCUGUAAAGUCCCUGGAGGAGCACUCGCACUGGGUGUGGAGCGUCCGCUACAACCACAGCCAUGACCAGCUGGUGUUGACAGCCAGCAGCGACAGCCGUCUAAUUCUGUCCAAUAUGGUGUCCAUCUCCUCAGAGCCAUUCGGACACUUGGUGGACGACGAGGAGCUCAGCGAGGGGGAGGAAAACCAUCAGGAAGAUAAGAGUAAGGAGCCUCUGAAAGACAGCGUGGUGUCCACCUAUGAGGAGCACGAGGACAGCGUGUAUGCAGCUGAGUGGUCAUCAGCUGACCCCUGGCUUUUUGCGUCUCUGAGCUACGACGGACGCCUGGUUAUCAACAGGGUCCCCCGAGCUCUUAAAUACCGGAUCUUGCUGUGA
Molecule: messenger RNA, 1259 nt
Organism: Nematolebias whitei (Rio pearlfish)
Lineage: Eukaryota; Metazoa; Chordata; Actinopteri; Cyprinodontiformes; Rivulidae
Gene: eipr1
Product: EARP complex and GARP complex interacting protein 1
Exons: 9
Coding region: 96-1259 (387 amino acids)
Biological process (GO): protein ubiquitination
Molecular function (GO): protein binding
Source: RefSeq, a predicted model, not a curated record